Molecule: messenger RNA, 3202 nt
Organism: Mauremys reevesii (Reeves's turtle)
Lineage: Eukaryota; Metazoa; Chordata; Testudines; Geoemydidae
Product: carcinoembryonic antigen-related cell adhesion molecule 1-like
Exons: 11
Coding region: 172-2205 (677 amino acids)
Cellular component (GO): membrane
Source: RefSeq, a predicted model, not a curated record
AAGGGGCCGCACCCCCUGCCCCGUCCCUGCGCUGGGCCGGGCAAGGGAGGUGCUUCGUGCCAGCUCCGCUCCCUCCCCCACUUCCCCGUCUCUGCCCUUUGCCCCCAGCCGGGAACCAGGCGUCUCUGCUGCCCCGGCAGCUCCCGGCGGGUCCCGCAGCAGCGACGGGCGAUGGGGCGAAUCCCCCACAGACCGGGCGGCCCUUGGCCGGGGAUUCUCCUGGCAGCCUCCGUCCUGGGCUCCUGCCUCCAGCCGGCGCCGGCCCAGACCCAGACCCCAGUGACCAUCGUCCUCACCCCGCGGAGCCCUGUGGUGGGAGGGGGCGUCAGCCUGGCCCCGCAGCCAACGCCACAGAACUUGCAGUCCUGCAGCUGGUACCGAUCAGCGACCAAUGAUGGAAACAGCCGGAUCCUCACCUACUACCCAGCCCCCCCGGUUCAGAACAACGGCUCGGCCCACACGGGGCGGGAGACAGCGGGGCCGGGUUGCGCCCUGCACAUCGCGGGGUUAAUGCUCAACUACACCGGGAGCUACACGGUGGAGAUACUGAGCAGUCCUAACCGUGUCCUCUCCAUCACUCUGCCCGUCUAUGAAAAGCUUGCCAAGCCCACGGUGACGCCGAACCAGAACCAGGUGCCUGAGAAUGGGACCCUCACCCUCACGUGCAACACUUCCCCCAGCGCCGACACUGUGCUCUGGCUCCAGAACGGGUCGUACAACACACCCAACAAGCGGCUGGGGCUGUCCCCUGACAACCGGACCCUCACGGUGCAGAAUUUCACCUGGGGCGACACCGGGACCUACCAGUGCGAGGUCAGGAACCCCGUCAGCAGUGAACGCAGCGAGCCCAGCACCGUGACGCUGGCCCAUGGGCCAGAAUCCGCCAGGAUAGACCCUCCAGGACCCGUCAACCUGACCCUUGGGUCCCGUCUCACCCUGACGUGUGUCACCGACUCUGUCCCAGCCCCGAGCUAUUCCUGGUUUCUCAAUGGCAACAAAUUACCCCAGACCGGGAGCAGCUUGACCUUUGACCUGACAACGUUAAAUCUGGGCACGUACAAGUGCCAGGCUGACAACCCUGUCACCGGCCUCACGGCUAACGCGGAGAUCGAGGUGCUGGAAAAGCUUGCCAAGCCCACGGUGACGGCCAGCAAAACCCAGGUGCCUGAGAAUGGGACCCUCACCCUCACGUGCAACACUUCCCCCAGCGCCGACACCGUGCUCUGGCUCCAGAACGGGUCGUCCAUCGCACCCAACAAGCGGCUGGGGCUGUCCCCUGACAACCGGACCCUCACGGUGCAGAAUUUCACCUGGGGCGACACCGGGACCUACCAGUGCGAGGUCAGGAACCCCGUCAGCACUGAACGCAGCGAGCCCAGCACCGUGACGCUGGCCUAUGGGCCAGAAUCCGCCAGGAUAGACCCUCCAGGACCCGUUAACCUGACCCUUGGGUCCCGUCUCACCCUGACGUGUGUCGCCGACUCUGUCCCAGCCCCGAGCUAUUCCUGGUUUCUCAAUGGCAACAAAUUACCCCAGACCGGGAGCAGCUUGACCUUUGACCUGACGACGUUAAAUCUGGGCACGUACAAGUGCCAGGCUGACAACCCUGUCACCGGCCUCACGGCUAACGCGGAGAUCGAGGUGCUGGAAAAGCUUGCCAAGCCCACGGUGACGUCGAACCAGAACCAGAUGCCCGAGAAUGGGACCCUCACCCUCACGUGCAACACUUCCCCCAGCGCCGACACCGUGCUCUGGCUCCAGAACGGGUCGUACAUCGCACCCAACAAGCGGCUGGGGCUGUCCCCUGACAACCGGACCCUCACGGUGCAGAAUUUCUCCUGGGGCGACGCCGGGACCUACCAGUGUGAGGUCAGGAACCCCGUCAGCACUGAACGCAGCGAGCCCAGCACCGUGACGCUGGCCUACGCCCCUCGUCCGGGUCUCUCUGCUGGGGCCGUCGCUGGGAUCGUCAUCGGGUCACUGGCGGGGGCGGCGCUGGUCGGAGUCUUGGCCUAUUUCCUCUACUCUCGCUGCCGGAAUGAAACCCCCAGGGAGAAUGAGGCACCCGUCCCGGUGUACGAGAACCUGCCCCCUACAGCUGGGGCGGGGCCAGUGGCCCAGCCCAGGAGCCCCCCUGACCCCAGCCCCACGUACCAGACGCUGCAGCCCCGACAGCCGGACGUGUACGAGGAGCUGAAGAAGUGACGCCCCCUCCUGCCCCCGGGGCCUGCUGGGAGGGGCCCGGGGCAUGCUGGGAGGGGCGUGUCCCUGAGCCUGGGUCCCGACGUCCCGUCGAUGACGCGUUAAAGGGCAGGAACAGUCACCGCCCGGCCCGGGGGUCCGUCCGUCCGUCUGUCCAUGCUGCUCCCUGGGCCCAUCACCGCAGCGUCUGGGCCCCUGCGAGGAAAUCAGAAAGUCGGCGCCUGUGACUGGCUCUGGCUCCGUUGUGCCCAGCACAGGAUUCGGCUGGUGACGUCUCACGACCAAACACCCCCGGCCUGGGGCACGUGCCCUGUUCUCUGCCCGCCUGACCUGGGCCUGGCGCUCUGUGUCCCACACCAGGCCGCGGGAGCUCCCCACUGCACGGAGGGGCCCGGGUGGUUCAGUGACUGGCCUGGUCCCAUGGGGAGUCUGUGGGGCUGCAGGGACUCAGACCCGGGUCUCCCCAGUGCCCGGCUGGUGCCCAAACCAGGGCCAGGGGUCCCCGCCCAGGGCUUCCCCCCACCCUCCCCCCAGUGCCCGGCCCCACGUCUUCCCCUCCCGGGGGCAGUUCUCCCCUGCAGAGCUGUGAGCAGCGACACCGACCCGCCCGGACAGGACCCGGGACCCCUGGCGGAGGGCACAGGGCACUGAGGGGUUCACAGGGCCCCCGGCCCUGACGUCUCCAGACCAGCCCCCAAAGGGGUUGGGAGGUCCCUGCCCCGAGCCGGCAGCGCUGGGCGCGGUGACCGCGGUGAGCCGUGUGCUGGGGGCACGGCCGGAGCUGUGUCUGGCCUGGGUCCCAGGGGCCGGUUCCAGCCAGGCAGCGGGAGGCGCCAGGCCCGUCCCUGGCAGACAGGAGGCACCGGGCCGUUCUCUCUGUGCCCGGCUCCGGGGGCGCUGGGUGGUGCCGAGCUCGCCAGGCGGCUGGUUCCACCCGGAGCCAGGCCCCAGCAGCGUCUGCACCAGCCCCAGGGAAGCAGCUGGGAGGGAAAAGCGCCCA